AUGCGUGCUGCUUCCUGUGGCGCGCCGGCAAUACCAACCCUACAGCUCCUCGUGCAGGCGAAGGCGGACGUUCGGAAGCGCCACGAGAACGGCUCCACCGCCCUGGAGAUGGGUGACCAGACCUCCGCGCGCGCCCUCCGUGCGGCGCGCGACGCCCGCAGCCGAGCCGAGGAAGCUGCGGCCGCGGCCGCGACGGCCGCAGGCGCGCGUGGGGCUGCGAAGCCGAAGGCUCGGCCGAAGAGUAGCGCUGCCCUGUUGGCCUUGCAGAAUGUUCUCAGCAAGGCAGUGCAGAGCGGCCAACACAAGGCCGCUUUGAGCAAGAACUCGGUCGUAGACUUGGUGCAGAUGGCGCACAUCAACACGCACACUGGCCGAAAGAGGCCGUUGCGGUGGCUCGGCGAGGAGGCCUUGAUGGAGCAAGUGGAGCUGCCGAAUGCCAUCGGUGGAAAGGUGGCUGUGCCCUCCAGGUACCAGGUCUUCGUGGAAGGCUCUGGCUGGAAGACUAUGUCUGUCAAGGGGAGUGCAUCACUGGAAGACUCUCUCAGGUGGCAAGGUGGAGGCACGCAUGUCUUCGAGGAGCAUGGCUGCAAGUACCGGGUCAACCUGGAGGAGCGCACGCUGACGAACCUGACCACCGGGCAGACGGCCAGUGUACGGCCGUUGGAGGAGUGGUAUGCGUCAGCGGCCGCUGGUCUGAAGACGGAAACGCAUCUGCCACGGCGCCUGCCGGGAGCCAUGGGCCAUGAAGUGUCGCAGGCCUGCAUACGCAGAGGGAUGACCUUGGCGCCCGUGGGCUUGACGGGGCCCAGCAUGCCGGCACAAUGCCAGGUGCAGGAAGGUGCUUUGACGUUGGAUGUGAAGCUGGUGGGCCCUGAGGCACCGGGUGCGCAGAAGCAGGCGCUGGAGGACGGCGCUGGUGAGCUGAAGAAGCAGCAUGGCGACCGCUUGGUCAUCAUCGACUUCACUCAUCCCACUGCGGCGGGCGUCAAUUUCGUCUUCGGGACCACGGGCGGGGACCGGGAGAAGUUGAUGAAGGUCACCGCCGAUAGUGGGGUCUAUGCGGUGAUCGUGCCGCAGAUGAAGCUGUUGCGAGCUCGCCGGUUCGGGAGCGACGGCUCGGGUCGCGGGGGGUGCUACAGGGAGUUCCCCAAUGAGGAAGGAAGAGACACUGAGGCUCCGAACAUGGGGAAGCAGAUUGUGGCCCUGCAAGCCGCCAUGGAGAGGAUGGGCCGAGACUUUCCAGGAGCCUUUGGAGGCUACAAACUGGAGGUCACUGAGUCUCAUCAGAAGACCAAGGCGGAUACCAGUGGUACGGCGAAAGCCAUGGUGGGGUCCUUUCAGCAGCUAGGGGUGGAGCCCUUUAGCCAUGAUCAGAUCCAAAUGCUUCGGGACGAUGCGUCUCAAGCAGCCUUCGGGGUGCCGCCGGAGAGGGUUCUCCACGGGUCAUGCUUGGCACACCUACACCUUGACGAGCCCUGA
Molecule: messenger RNA, 1479 nt
Organism: Durusdinium trenchii
Lineage: Eukaryota; Dinophyceae; Suessiales; Symbiodiniaceae
Source: the annotation of a GenBank genome assembly